AUGCAGAAGCUUGAUGAUGUGGACCAGACUGAACAACCAAGCACUACCUCUACCUCUGUUCCAGAUGGUAAUGACAUUGAGAUAGAUUUUGUAGAUGAAAAAAAUGAGGAAGAAUUUGAUGAGGAGUUUGAUAGCAUUAUUGAAGCCAUUUCACAGGAGGAGGAUUAUGAUGAAGUUAAAAUUCCGGACAAUUUUUCAAUAGAUACUGUUUUACAGUCACUGAAAUAUACAAAUGUUUUCACAGAAUCACAAAUGAAAGUGAAUCAUAUACUUGACAACAUAUCCCAGUUUAGAAAGGAUGUGAAAGGAGCAUAUAAAGUUAAGAAAACAAUGGCACAUCGCAAACAAGUUAAAGUUUCAGAAUGUAAAACAGACACUAAAAAACAAAGUAAGAAGAAAAAAAAAGAUGCUGAAACUCCUUCAACUAGUACUGACUUAGCAGUCACCAUUGAUACACCUUCAACUUCCACAGUCAGUGCUGAAAUAGUUUUAUGUAAAGUGUGCCAGCUUGAUCAUGAAAAUGAUGACUGGAUACAGUGUGAUAAAUGUAAUGGCUGGUUUCACAGAGUUUGUGCAGGACUGAAAAAUACAAGAUGGUGGAAAAAGUAUAGUGCGGAGGGAGCAAAUUGGAUUUGUAAAGUGUGUAAAAAAAAGUAA
Molecule: messenger RNA, 657 nt
Organism: Mercenaria mercenaria
Lineage: Eukaryota; Metazoa; Mollusca; Bivalvia; Venerida; Veneridae
Product: lysine-specific demethylase 5A-like
Exons: 3
Coding region: 1-657 (218 amino acids)
Source: RefSeq, a predicted model, not a curated record